AGCUAGCCGUUAGUCUUGAGAAGUUGCUAAGGCGCUUCGGGAGCAGCGUGCGCGCGGCCAGCUCCAUGGCAAUGUGCGAACGGAACCCUCUGAGCCCACCGGGCUAUGUCGGACCUCUGCUCAAUUUGGCCCCGACCCCCGAGACGCUGUACUUGUCCAACUUGCGGGGAGCCAGCGGCGGAGCGCAUCACAUGCCCCCGCUGCACCACCACCAUCACCACCACCAUCACCUCCCUUACAACAGGAGGGCAGAGCUGUGCACGCUCCCGUGGUCAAGUUCGUGCGCGUCCGGGUCGCCCGCGCAGAGCCGCGCCUUCGGAACCUACUGCCCGACGUUUCGCCCCAACUCGACCGCGCCCGGAACGGGGGAUUCGGCCAAGUCUCCCUUGCAGGAUGAGUCGGCUGCGCGGUGCCCGCCUGGUUCAGACCACAAGGUGCCGCAGUCGGGGGUACCUCACGAGGUUUACGCCGAGGAGCUGCGGGGAUACUUGGACGGGCACGGUUCGGCUGCUGGCCAUCUGGAGCAGGAGUGCGCGCGACGACUGCAUGUAAACAGCAAGCAGCAAGACCCAGCUCGGCCUUCGUCCACUCUCACGUGUUUUGCCGAAGGUGGUCCCUGGUGCUCGUCCCAGCAGGUGAGGAACAGAAAGAAGAGGAAGCCUUACUCCAAGCCUCAGCUGGCUGAGCUGGAGAGCGAGUUCCUUCUCAACGAAUUCAUCAACAGGCAGAAGCGCAAAGAGCUAUCGGACAGAUUGGAUCUGAGCGACCAGCAAGUGAAAAUUUGGUUCCAGAACCGCAGGAUGAAGAAGAAGAGACUCAUGAUGCGGGAGCAGGUCUUUGCUCCUUACUAAGUGGACUAAAACAUAAAAAAAUAAUAAAUAAAUAAAUAAAUAAAUAAAAGCCAAGAAAAAGAAGGAAAGACAAGAAAAGAAAGAAGACGCUCCUGGCUUGUGGACCACCACGGCAGCGCCACGUCACGUCUCGACUGGGUGGCGUGGGCUUUUAUUUAUAAACGUGUGUGAAAUGCUUGCAAUCCCCAUCACGGCAAGCAUUUCACACUUGGCGUUGGCUGCUUUGGAGGCGGCCCAAGAUCCACAUGUGCGUUUUUCACUCUCUGUCUUAUGAGUCGAGAAGCUCAAGUUCACGUUGACGCCCAUUUAAUUAUACAUAUUAUACAUAUGCAUGCUUGUCUAUUAUUUGAUUUGAUACAUUUCAUUGUAAAUAAAUGCGCCUUUACUUCCCUAAACACGCGUUGUGGAUGUCAACAUUGCUGGAAUGUGAAUUAUUUCGAAGUCUGUAUAGAGCCGAGUCAUGUUUCAACAUUUUUAGAAAACAAUUAAAUAACAACAAACGAGGGGAGUCGAUAUGCCUUGUGACUUAGAAUCCCCUCAAACAUUAAGAGAUUUUUUUUUUUUGCGAGCAAAUCAUUGGUUUAGCGAUGCCGUAAGCGUAAUAGCAUAGUUGCUUACGUCAUAUUUCAACGGAGAAGGGAUUGGGCGACAUAUUUAGCAAGCCCGCAUUAAUAAAAUGAAUGUCAAAUAUGUUAUCAGGUUUACCAUAAAAAAAAUAUUGUUGCCUUAUUUUCCAUCCUCUGUUUCCAAACACAUUGAAAUGUGCUAUUGGGCUAACACAUGUUGUGACAGUAAGUUUUGCAAUUAUGCUAUUAAGCAAAAAUGCUUGCUAAAAGUUGUUCUCAGUUUCUGGAGAAUUUUAACUAUGACUCAUGAUAAUGAUUGUGGUAGCAAGUUUAAAAAAAAGACUUAGGAAAUUGUGCUAUUAUGCUACAGAAUAUGGUCGCAUUUUCAAGUGUGUAUAUUAACCGUGAUUUCUGAUGGAAAUGCAUUCUUAGUAUUUGUCCAUGACAUGUAGAAAUAAAAUUGAAUGUUAUAUUUAGGCAUACCAAUUUUUAAAGAAAUACCUCAUGUGUUUUGGCGAACCUGUUCUCAUAAGCUGAUCCAACAAAAAUGUACAAUUUGUUUGACCUAACACAAAUGUAUGGAGCAGGAUGACGUCAUGUUUAUAAUAAAUACUAGUACCCAUCAA
Molecule: messenger RNA, 2043 nt
Organism: Syngnathus typhle (broad-nosed pipefish)
Lineage: Eukaryota; Metazoa; Chordata; Actinopteri; Syngnathiformes; Syngnathidae
Gene: hoxd12a
Product: homeobox D12a
Exons: 2
Coding region: 66-851 (261 amino acids)
Biological process (GO): regulation of DNA-templated transcription
Molecular function (GO): sequence-specific double-stranded DNA binding; DNA-binding transcription factor activity, RNA polymerase II-specific
Source: RefSeq, a predicted model, not a curated record